CACCCAAUUGUUAUAUCGCUGUCCUGUCAAAAGAAAUCAAAUUCCAUUUCUUCAUCCUCCACAAAAUAUUAAAACAAACGCAGUAAAAAAUAAAGCAGAGAAAUCUCUUCCCAGAGAGAAUUGAAUUCUUGAGCACAUCGCCAUCGCCGCUAUAUAAAACCAUGGCUUCAACUCCCCAUCAUCUUGCACCUCUCAUUUCUAUGUCCACAAAUCUGCUGUCACAACCCUCCAUUUCCAAGCCCCUUUUCUCUCCAUUCAAACCUCCUCGCAAUCUCUGCGCUUUCUCCAUGGCUGCUUGUAUUCACUCUUCCAGAACUGAAGCUCCCAAUUCCCAGACCAACUUGACUCAAUUCGACGAUCAUGUCUACAACUACGUCAAAUACUGCCGACCCACUUUCCCGGACCUCGUUUCUUGCGUCCCCUUCUCCGAGAACCCGUCCCGCCGGCUCUUGGAUGAUGUUGAUGAUGUGUGGCUGAGGAUGAAGGAGGAGGCCAUGUCCGAUGUCGAGCAAGAGCCCAUCUUGUCCGGUUACUAUUUUUCCUCAAUCUUGGGGCACGAUUCGAUUGAGAGCGCUCUGGCCACUCAUCUCGCCAUGAAGCUCAGCAAUUCCAGCCUUCCCAGUGUGAAGCUCUGCGAUCUUUUCUUGGCGGUUAUGGAGGAGGAUCGAGAGAUUAUUAGGGCUGUGAGAGAGGAUUUGAAAGCCGUUAAGGAAAGGGACCCGGCUUGUAUCAGUUACGUUCACUGUUUCUUGAAUUUCAAAGGGUUUUUGGCUUGCCAGGCGCACCGGGUGGCUCACCAGUUAUGGUCGCGAGGCCGGAAAACUCUGGCCCUCUUGGUUCAGAACCGGUCGUCGGAGAUUUUCGCCGUCGACAUCCAUCCCGGCGCAAAGAUCGGGCGGGGGAUACUGUUUGACCACGCCACCGGGAUCGUCAUCGGAGAGACGGCGGUGAUCGGGAACAAUGUGUCGAUUCUGCACAACGUCACGCUCGGCGGCACCGGCAAGGUUAGCGGAGAUAGGCACCCGAAGAUUGGCAAUGGGGUGUUGAUCGGCGCCGGGACUUCCGUACUGGGGAACGUUAAAAUCGGGGAUGGGGCCAAGAUCGGCGCCGGGUCGGUGGUGCUAAAAGAGGUUCCGGCCAGGACAACGGCGGUGGGUAAUCCGGCGAGGUUGAUCGGAGGCAAGGAAAAUCCGGUAACGCAUGAUAAGAUGCCUAGUUUAACCAUGGACCAAACUUCAUAUAUUUCUGAAUGGUCCGACUAUGUGAUCUAGAUUCAUUUUUAUUUUUUUUUCUUCUAUAACUUUUGUGUCAAUUUAGGCUCUUUGUGAUAUUAGAUACUAUUUGGGCCUCAAGGGAUUUAGUUCAUGUGUUGAAUGGAGGGAAUCUAAGUUCCCAUUUUACGUGAUGACUUUGCUUAGCCUAAUAUGACUAUAUUCUGAUAAUAUAGUCAGUUUUAGGUACAUUUGGAAAUGUAAUCGCAACAUAUAUAGUAUGUGCUUUACAUACAUUUGAAACGUAAUUGCCCUUUUAAGAAUA
This is a messenger RNA of Ipomoea nil (Japanese morning glory), 1536 nucleotides long. Its product is annotated as serine acetyltransferase 1, chloroplastic. Bases 162 to 1271 code for a protein of 369 amino acids. Gene Ontology annotation, cellular component: cytoplasm; cytosol. The record is from RefSeq and is a predicted model, not a curated record. The transcript has a single exon. Gene Ontology annotation, molecular function: L-serine O-acetyltransferase activity. NCBI's taxonomy places the organism in Eukaryota, Viridiplantae, Streptophyta, Magnoliopsida, Solanales, Convolvulaceae.